This is a messenger RNA of Colletotrichum paranaense, 444 nucleotides long. RefSeq lists its product as uncharacterized. The transcript has a single exon. Lineage: Eukaryota; Fungi; Ascomycota; Sordariomycetes; Glomerellales; Glomerellaceae. The coding region runs from base 1 to 444 and encodes 147 amino acids. The record is from RefSeq and is a predicted model, not a curated record.
AUGGCUCAAGAAGGAUAUGAUCGAAGGACCCUGGACGUGGCGUCCCUCUCCCAAGAACCCCCAAGACCCCCCAAGCUUUGCCCAAGCCCGUUGCCCAAGACUUUCACGACAUCCCCCCAGGUCUCCCAAGAGCGUCCAAGACGUCCAAGACCUGCCAUCAAGAAGGACAAGAAAAAUCAAGAGAUCUUGCCCGAAAGCUUGUCGCCGUCCGGGGAAAUGCACACCAUCUCUGCAGCCUUCAAGAGAGGCGCUGAAGCUAUCAGAGCCUCACGUCUGUUCAACAUCAGAGGUGGCUCUUGGGUCUUGAGAGUGAGGCAGAGGGUAUUGAUGUUGUCCCCCACCCAUCAAUGCAGCCCUGCUCUGCUACGGAGACCAACCCCUGUCUGUCCUUUCUCCCCUCUCUCUCCCCCAGCCCGUCUCUCCAACUCUUAUCAGCCAGAUUGA